Molecule: messenger RNA, 12315 nt
Organism: Mytilus californianus (California mussel)
Lineage: Eukaryota; Metazoa; Mollusca; Bivalvia; Mytilida; Mytilidae
Product: proto-oncogene c-Rel-like
Exons: 14
Coding region: 155-2239 (694 amino acids)
Biological process (GO): regulation of DNA-templated transcription
Molecular function (GO): DNA binding; DNA-binding transcription factor activity
Source: RefSeq, a predicted model, not a curated record
GGGAAUACCCGUAACAAAAUUCCAAGAUCUGAAAGUUAUAGCGAAACCGAAACUUGUGGGUUGAUUGAGAGUUUUUAUUAGACGCAAACUUUUCAGUAGCUUCCAGUGUGUUGUUAAAGAGCUGUGCUGUGUUGAUAUAUUAUCACAUAUAACUAUGGCAUACUUGAAGAAUGAAGAUAUAGAGAAUGCUCUGGCAAAAAUGAAUGUUCCAUCAAGUAAUUUGAAUGACUUAAUCACACAUUAUGGUUUGAAUCAAAUGCCAGAAGGAAUGAAACCUGCAACCAUUACAAAUAAUACAGAUGUUAUUCACACAUCAAGUUUGAAUCUUGCACCGUCUGUAGAAAUUGGACAAUUACCCCAUACUACUGUUAAUGAAACUAGGAAAGAAGCAACUGUUAAUGUUGUUAUUGAAAAUAGAAUGGUACGAUUUAGAUACGACUCAGAAUUGAACAACAGAAAUUAUGGAAAAGAAGUCUUGGCUAAAAUAGUGGUGAACGACUAUAUUGGAAGGGUGAAAGUUCGUAUUCAUGCAGUAGAUGAUAAAAAGUAUAAAGCCCAUCCCUUCUGUUUGAUUGGAGAUAAAUGUGUUGAUGGGGUCUAUAUAGAAGACCAUGAUAUUGCUCCUGACAAAAAUGAAUGUAUUUGUAAAGCUACACCAAGAAUUCCCAAACAGAAGAAUUAUGAUAUGGAGCUUAAUAAUAGAAAACUUAUAAUGAUGGAAGGAAGCCGUUUUCCAUUCAUCACUGCUGACAUGGAAAAAGAUGACUACUGGAACUCCAAUAAGAAUAUCAAAGAGAGUAAAGAGAUUAUAUUAAUGGUAGAGGUUCAUUUCGUUACUGAAAAUGCUAAUCCUCCUUAUAUAUUACAAUACAGCAAUCCUAUCAAUAAUGCAAAGGAUGGUAAAAAAUUUGAGGUAUACGCUAUAGCUCCUUUAACAUCAUCAGUAUUAGGAUCUCCAAACGAUUCUCACUUCAUCAUCCUGACCUCAGAUUCGUACUCACCUGCUGAAUCAGAUAUUGAGGUUAGGUUUUGUGACGAAGGAGAUUGGUGUCAAACUACUAGAGGAAAAGUUAUUAAAAAUGCUAUUGAAUUCAAUUUUCCGGGAUACAGUGAAUCAUUAUCAGUUGAAAAAACGGUGUAUGUUUCUGUUUAUGACAAGAAGAGGAAAAUAGAAACAUCCAGAAAAGAACUCACACUACGGCCUUCAGAUGGAGACAUAAUUGCUCACAAAAGGAAAAAAGUAAUCAACUUUACCAUACCAGACUAUACAGAAGGUGUUAAACAAGAACAACAGUCUUCCUGUAUGAAUGGUGGCCAACGAAGAAUUCAUCACUUGAAAAAGAAAGUUUCCAGUCGAAGUGCAGGUUCACCUUUGGAUUUGGCAAAAUUGGAAGAAGAAGGGGUGAUGAGUUUAAAUAUUUCUAGCCCGAUGAGCCAGAAUGAAUUCAGUCUAAACUCUACCUCAAACUCUUCAUUUGGGCAAGCAGUUACUGCAGCAACAUUUUCAAACUUCAAUAAUCCAUCCACUACUCUGGCUGCAAGUAUUCCCAACACCAUUCCUGCCAUUCUAGCACCAAGUGGUGCAAGAGAUAUGCAGGCCAGAUCAACAAUAUCUGAUUACCAAUUAGGUACAAACAAUUCAGACCAUAAGGAUCUAGCAAACAACGUAGCUUUAUCACAAAACUCUCAAGGAAACAUCCUUCAAUCACAAAAUAUGUUUGGUACACUAAGUAAUAUACAGGUUGUUGGUAACAACACUCAAGAUAUAUCUCAGGAACAAACUUUAAGCAUCAGCCAGCUUAACAAUCUUCUUCAAUAUCCAGACGUUCUUAAAUUGCUUGGAUUAAGUGCAGAUGGUUUAGCCCCACAGGCAGCCAGUGUACCAUCUGUGAGUUUCAAUCAGAUGAAUACUGAUCAGUAUGCUAAUAGCAAUAGUGGUUAUGAUCCCCAUGAUAUCAGAUUGGAAGAUUUUGUUGAGGAGUUGAGUCAAAAUGACAUUGAAGUUGAUUGUGAAGAAGUUAGUAGUUCGACUGAAAAAGAGGAACAUUGUGGAAAGUGCAAGAAUGAAAAUGACAAAAGUGAAAAGAAAACAGAAAAAGGUAAAUCUUCAGGCAAAAUAUCAAAGGACAUAGUGUCAGAAAAGAAAGUUUCGGAAAAGAAAACAGAAAACAAGGAUGAAAAAUCGGAGAUACAAUCUGCAGUUGUCUCAUCCAACAAGAAUGAUGUUGAGGAAGGGUAGAAUGUUUAUCAUUACAUUAUGUAUAACAUGAAUUUCAUUUCAAUAAUAUGCUUUGAAACUUACUACAAAAAGUUACCAUUUUGGUUGCAACAGACAUUUUACUGUGUCUUAAAUUUGUAUUGUUUCAUCUUUCAUUUUACAAUGAUAAUUAUAUAUAGUUGUGAAACUAGAAGAAUUGAAUAAUUAUUGUAUAUAAGUGUGCACCAAAAAUGUUUUAAUAGUUGAGCAAUCCAUAAUAAGUUUCUGGUUUGCUAUAUAAAUCUAUGAUUAAAAUUUUAAGAUGAUACUAUUAUAAUAAAUCAUGUCUCUUCUUAAUUUUAUGAAAAUAUUUCCGUAAAAUAUUGUUACAUGUUCUAUUGAAAGAUAUACAUCUUUCCAUGUGAUCUUUUGAGGAUUGUUGUCAUUUGUAACUACAUAUAGAAUUAGAAAUUAGUCUAUGGGUAUCCUCUGUCUCUGAGAAAGAUGCAUGAGAAAUCUAAAGUUUCAUGUAUACAUGACUGACUGUCAAUUUCUAAAGAGCCUUUACAUUUAUAUAGAUAUAUAUAUUUUGAACAUGAAUUCACAUUUUCUAGGGUUAGUUUCUAAACAGCAAACUAAAAAUAAUUAUGAAUGGCUUUAUUUACAUUUUAUAUAUAUAUAUAUAUAUAUAUAUAUUUAGCAAACCACAGAAGCAUUUUUUGUUUGUUUUCUCCUUGAUUUUUAUUGUUGAUAGAUUGAACUGCUGUUGUGAAUAUUAUCUUAUUUAUAAACUUUAGCAUUAAAGUAGGCAAUAACAGAAUGACUGGUCAUAGUAUGACCAGACUUGACUCUAUAUUCUAAUUUAAAAAAAUAUUUUAUGGUAAAGGGGAUAUAUAAGAAUACUCAUUGUACAUGUUGUAUGGAUUCCUCACAGGACAGAUGAUUAAAUCAUUAUUUCAUUUAAUAUUUGAGGGCAUUACAAUCUGACGUUCAUGAAUCAUCAUUAAUACAUCUUGGAGUUCCUGGAAAAAAAGAAUCUAUAUACAUUUGUAUAUUGCUUUAAAAAAAGGAAAAAAGACUAGUGUCAGACUCUCAAUAUUUCAAAUACGGGUUUGUUGAAGUUAUAAAUAAUUUGAAACAAAGUCUUUACAGUACAUUCUGUAAUACCAGUAGCUAAUAAAAUUUACUAUUGAUAAUUGCACAUUACAAGAAUCAACUGUUGCUGUACAGUUUUGGUUCUUAUUAACCAUGUGUUAUUAUUUAUUAAUAUGUUUAUUAUUAUACCAUUUUUUUAAUCAAUCUGGAAAUGCAUCAUACAUUAUUUGUAGCUGACAACAACUUCCUUGUUUAUGAGGUUUUGAUUUCGAUACUUUUAUUUAAAGCAAGGUUUUGUGGCAAAAAAAGACAGAUACUAUUACUCACCAGGGGUUCAUCUUUUUUCUUGGGUUACAAAUUUCAUGGAUUAAGGAAAAGUUGUAUUUUUUUGUAGUUACUUGGUUUCCUGAUUUAGACAAAUAUUUCAUGCAAAUCUGUAGGAAACUCAUACUUUGUUGAAAAAUUAAAUUUGUGGUUCUCCUUUAUCUACAAAUAAUAAUAAAUCUACAAUAAUUAUAUUACAAAAAGAUACUGAAAUUUAGAGAGCCAUUUAAAUUACUCUGUACACUACAACCUGUGUUAAAAGAAAUGAUGCAGAUACACCCAGGAGUUAUUCUCAUAUCAAUAAAUAUCUAACAUUAAUAACUUUUUCUUGAUGUUUUGAAUGCUUUUCUAUUUUCUUUCUAUUUUUACAAACUAGUAUCUAUAGUUACAUAAGAAAAGUAAUUGAUGAAUUUUUAAUGCUUGUUAUUUUUAUUGUUAAUUUUUCUUUAUAUAACAACCUGUUUGUUGCCUUUGUUAAAGCUAUUGGCUGUUAUUUCUGUUGCCAAAUUGUAUAAAUCUUGCUGAUGCUUAUUAAUUAAUAAAUAAAAUUAAACAAGUUUUUUUUUAACUCAUUUAAUGCUGUGCCUUCAUACCUGGGUUACACAUAAGGAUCACAUCACUAUUCAUUUUCUUAAGCCAAUAUCAUUGACAUUGUCACACUUCCCUCUCCUUUUCGAAUCUGAACAACUUCGAUUUCUCUUAAACUAUCUAACACAUCAUUAAAUUGUGUAAGAUAGUUUAGAGAGGGCCUGAGGGGAUAGGUGUUCAUGGAAAGUUGAGGCAAGAAAUAUUUGUACUUUUUAGUUUUAGAGACUUUAAAGUUAAAUUUAUAUAUCCCUCAUUUAUAAAAAAAUAUUUGAGAUAUUCCCCACUGCACCACCUGCACUGAUAUAUCAACUCCAUUUAGGGGUCCAUAGAUGACCUUUGGAAGGCAAAAUAUUGACAUUUGACUGAACACCCUUUUGGGGUAAAGAUUGCAUUCAUGCAAUCAAAACCUUUAUGUGGCUGUCUUGAUAUUUAUCAGUUUCCUAGACAUUAUCACUUCUUUUAAAAUAAAUAAAACAAAGUGCAUUGAGCACAGCAUUCUUUAUAUAUUCUAUCCCUGAAUAUUUCAAGAAAUUUAUCAGUGAAAUGUAUACUCAGAUAUUCAACUUACAAAAUAAUGUUUAUGUGUAUAACCAUACUUUUUAAGAAAUUACAUAAAUUGUGCAUGGUGCAUGAAUUUAGCAUCUCUUCUGAUAACUUGAGUAUCCCUUGCUAUAUAAGAAGGAAACUUAAACAGAUAAAAGAUAUAGAAAGAGGAAAGAAUUCUAAUGAUUUUAGGGUCAAAGUCAAGGUUACUGUUACUAGAAAUAGAUUUUUUGGGGAAAAUGGCUUUCAGGUGGUAACUUAAGUUUUCCACUCAAGAUUGAAAUAAAACUUAUACAGAUGGAAGAUAUAGGUAGGGAAAGAAGCCUUAAUUUUUAUUAUGGAUCAAUAGGUCAAUUGUAAAGUCACUUUAACUAACAAUAGAAAGAUUAGGAAAACGGUUUUCGGUUGAUAACUUGAGUUUCCGUUGCUUGAUUGGAUGAAAUUUCAAUAGAUAAAAGAAGGGGAAGGGGAAAAAGCCUUUUCAUUUAGUGGUCAAAGGUCAAGGUCAGUGCUAUUUAAAAAUAGAACUUUUUGGGAGAAAUAGUUUCUGAGAGGUAAGUUUAGAUUUCCUUGCUUGAUUGGAAUGGAACUUAUACAGAUGUAAGAUAAAGGGAAAGGAAAGAAGCCUAUAGAAUAUGGGUCAAUAUGUUAAAGGUCAAGGUCACUGUUACAAAAAAUAGGAAAUAUUUUAGAAAAAUGGUUUCCAGGUUGUAUAAAUUUGAGUUUAUCUUGCUUGAUUGGAAUUAAACAUAGAGUGAAGGGAAAGAAGUCUAUUGAUAAUUGAGUUAUAAGGUCAAAGGUAAGGUAACUGCUUCUAAAAUUAAAAAAGUUUUGGAAAAAAAGGGUUUCCAGAUGAUAGCUUGAGGUUCCCUUAUUUUCUUAGAAUAACACUUACUAGUAUACAGAAGAAACAGGGAAGAUGAAGAAGAAUAUUGAUUUUGGGGUCAACAGGUUAAAGGUUGAGGUCUCUUCUAAAAAAAAACAACUGUGCAAACUAAAAUACAAAAAAGGAUCAUUAACUCUCACACCUAUGAAAAAAAAAACAAAUCCACAAUCUUAUAUGUAAUCAAUAGCUAUAGAAGGGGCGACAUGUCCCCUUUUUAUAUGACCGCAACAAAAUUUUUGUGGUCGUAUAUUGGUAUGACAUUGGCGUCGUCGUCGUCGUCCUCUGGCGUCGUCCGGCGUCGUCCGAAGACACAUUGGUUUUCGCACUCUAACUUUAGUUUAAGUGAAUGGAUCUCUAUGAAAUUUUACCACAAGGUUCAAUACCACAAAAGGAAGGUUGGGAUUGGUUUUGGGGGUUAUGGUACCAACAGUAAAGGAAUUAGGGGCCAAAAAUAAGCAUUUUUGUAACUUCCAGACAUAACUUGUGUGUAAGUGUGUGGAUCUCUCAGACAUUGUACCACAAGGUUCCAUAUCACAAAAGGAAUGCUGGGAUUGAUUUUGGGGGUAAUUGCCUCAAAAUCUUAGGAAUUAGGGGCCAAAAAAGGGGCAAAAAACAAGCAUUUUUCUAGUUUCAUGACAAUAACUUGUGUGUAAGUGUAUGGAUCUUCCUGAAAUUUUACUACAAGGUUCCAUAUCACAAAGGGAAAGCUGGAAUUGAGUUUGGGGGUAAUUGCCGAAACGUUUAGGAAUUGGGGGCCAAAAAGGGGCAAAAAAUAAGCAUUUUUCUAGUUUCCAGACAAUAACUUGUGUUCAAGUGUAUGGAUCUCUCUGAAAUUGUACUGCAAGGUACCAUACCACAAAGGGAUGGCUGGGAUUGAGUUUGGGGGUGAUGAAUCAUAAGGGGGUUCAAAAAAUUUGGGGGGGGGGAUUUUUUUUUUUUUUCCUUUUUUUUUUCUUUUAAAAUUUUCCAUUUUAAGUUGGUUAUUUCUGAUUUAUAUUUAAAAGCAAAUAAUGAUGAUAUGGUAGGAGAUACACACCAAACAGGAUGUGUAAAUUAUUAUAUAAUAAGUAAUGUGCAAUAGCAAGAAAUUUUCAAUUGCACAGUAUUGCACAAUAGCAAGAAAUCUUCAAUUGCACAGUAUUGCGCAAUAGCAAGAAAUCUUCAAUUGCACAGUAUUGCGCAAUAGCAAGAAAUAUUCAAUAGCACAAUAUUGCGCAAUAGCAAGAAAUUGUCAAUUGUACAGUAUUGCGCAAUAGCAAGAAAUAUUUAAUUGCACAGUAUUGUGCAAGAGAAGAUACUUCGUAUAAAUUGCUUAUUUCUUGACCAAUUUCAAUGGGGUUUUAUUCCUGAAUUCUUGGGGUUUUUUAAUAUGCUGAAUCAUACCGUGUAUUCAGUUUUUGGAUUUUGGGCCCCGUUUUUAAAUUGGUCCACAUUGAGGUCCAAAGGGUCCAAAAUUAAACUUUGUUUGAUUUGAUAAAAAAUUGAAUUAUUGGGGAUCUUUGAUAUGCCGAAUCUAACCGUGUAUUUAGAUUCUUAAUUUUUGGUUCCGUUUUCAAAUUGGUCUACAUUAAGGUCCAAAGGGUCCAAAAUUAAACUUAGUUUGAUUUUAACAAAAAUUGAAUUCUUAGGGUUCUUUGAUAUGCUGAAUCUAAACAUGUAUUUAGAUUUUUGAUUAUGAGCCCAGUUUUCAAGUUGGUCCAAAUCGGGGUCCAAAAUUAAACUUUGUUUGAUUUCAACAAAAAUUGAAUAUAUGGGGUUCUUUGAUAUGCUGAAUCUAACCAUGUAUUUAGAUUUUUGAUUUUUGGGCCCCGUUGUCAACUUUGUCCACAUUGAGGUCAAAAGGGUCCAAAAUUAAACUUUGUUUGAUUUCAUCAAAAAUUGAAUUAUUGGGGUUCUUUGAUAUGCCGAAUCUAACCGUGUAUUUAGAUUCUUAAUUUUUGGUUCCGUUUUCAAAUUGGUCUACAUUAAGGUCCAAAGGGUCCAAAAUUAAACUUAGUUUGAUUUUAACAAAAAUUGAAUUCUUAGGAUUCUUUGAUAUGCUGAAUCUAAACAUGUAUUUAGAUUUUUGAUUAUGAGCCCAGUUUUCAAGUUGGUCCAAAUCGGGGUCCAAAAUUAAACUUUGUUUGAUUUCAACAAAAAUUGAAUAUAUGGGGUUCUUUGAUAUGCUGAAUCUAACCAUGUAUUUAGAUUUUGGAUAUUGGACCAUAAUAGGUGAAUGUCCAAUUUAAAAAUUUUAAGUUCUUAGACCACAUUCAUUCUGUGUCAGAAACCUAUGCUGUGUCAAAUAUUUAAUCACAAUCCAAAUGCAAAGCUGUAUCAAGCUUGAAUGUUGUGUCCAUACUUGCCCAAACUGUUCAGGAUUCGACCUCUGCGGUCGUAUCAAGCUGAGCCCUGCGGAGCAUUUUAUUCCCAUUGCCAUCUCAGUGUAUAAAGACUAAGCUACGUCUGUGACCUAUCACUAUCAUGGUUCAAUAAAAGUUAAUCAAAGUAAGAAAAUGUUCACUUGAGAAAAAAAUUAAAUACAACCUCUUGGUAAAACAGACGCUCAUUCUUUAACUUUUAUUGAAACCUAACACCAACAGUUAUUUGGUGUUAGGUUUCAAAUGGUGAAGUUGAAGUCAUCCCUUCGUAAAUUUUACGGACGCCAUCACGAGUUGGUUGACCGUUAUAGAAUAACCGUUUCACAGAUGAUAUCGGAUAUGUUCCUUAUGUCGUAACUACAAUACCCUUCCCUUUUCACGAAUUAGACUAUUUACCGGAUUUUUAAUAACAUAAGCAACACGACGGGUGCCACAUGUGGAUCAGGAUCUGCUUACCCUUCCGGAGCACCUGAGAUCACCCCCAGUUUUUGGUGGGGUUCGUGUUGCUUAGUCUUUAGUUUUCUAUGUUGUGUCAUCUGUACUAUUAUUUGUCUGUUUGUCUUUUUAUUUUUGGCCAUGACGUUGUCAGUUUGUUUUCGAUCUAUUAGUUUGACUGUCCCUCUGGUAUCUUUUGUCCCUCUUUUUAUUUCACUUUAUUAUGACAAGUGAACCAUUCAAUUGAUAGCAGUUGCUUGUGACCCAUGAUGCUGUCUUCAAUGGAAUACAUAGAUUUUGAUAUCAGGUCAGAUGUAAACUACCGAUAUAAGAUAUUAGUAAACUUUUACUAAAGCGAAGGCAAGGCCAAACUGGAAAUUCAGUAAUCCGUAUAAGGAUUAGAAAUUUAGGAACCCAGAGGACUUCUACCAAAAACCCCUACCUAUUCAACAGGUAUCAAUUCCUGGCUAUGUACUGUCUUUAAUUGUGAAAACUGUGCAAGAGAUGUAAAGGAAUUCCUGACAAUCAGAAGAAAAUAUGUUAAUACACAGAAAAACUAUUACCUGUGAGACUCGUUGGGAAUUUAUCUGGUUACGUCAAGUUUAAUCAGUGGAUUUAGCUGUACCACAUAAGCAUUACAUUAUUUGGAUAUCAGCAGGAGUCUUUUAAUAUCUAUUGCUCUAAGUUUUAAAUCUUGCAUUGAGACCAUUAUCAAAAUCAUAUGAUCAAGCUCAUCGGUAAGGCAAGCUGUUUUUAAACUUCUUCACUUUUAAUAUAUCUUAAAGUUAGUAGGAUAUCUUGUUAAGUAUAUAAGAUAUCUUGUAUUCUUUACAAGAUAUCUUAUUCAAUUUGAAGUUAAUAAGAUGUCUUGUUUCCUUUAUUGUCUUGCCUUGACGGAGUCAAAAAGCAAGACAUAGUUAUGCUGUUUCCGGCGUCUGCGAUGGCGGCGGCGGCGUCAACAAUGUAUUAGUUUGUGAUUAGGUCUGGUUUAUGGUGAACCACUAGUGGUAGGUCAAUGAUAUUUGGCAUGUAUUUGUAUAAGCAUUGGCACAUCUCAUUUCCAUGGAGAUUACUUGACCCUGCCCUCUCAGUCAUGGUCUAAUGACUUUGAAACUUUUGCGUAUUUUACAUGUACUAGUUUGUGAUUAGGUCAGUUUAUGGGGAACCACUAGUGGUAGGUCAAUAAUAUUUUGUAUGCAGUUGUAUAAGCAUUGGCAUAUCUUAUUUCCAUGGAGAUUAUUUGGCCCCACCCCCUCAGUCAUGGUCUAUUUACUUUAAAACUUUUGUAUUAGUUUACAUGUAUUAGUUUGUGAUUAGGUCAGUUGUAGGGGAACCAUUAGUGGUAGGCCAAUGAUGAUUGGUAUGCAGUUGUAUAAGCAUUAGCACAUCUCAUUUCCAUGGAGAAUAUAUGGUCCUUCUCCUUAGUCAUGGUCUAUUGACUUUGAAACUUUUGCUUAGUUUACAUGUAUUAGUUUUUGAUUAGAUCAGUUUAAGAUGAACCACUAAUGUUAAGUCAAUGAUAUUUGGUAUGCAACUGUAUUGGCAUUUGCAAGUCUCAUUUCCAUGGAGAUUAUAUAGCCCCAUCCCCUCAUCAUGGUUCAUUGACUUUGAAACUUUUACAUAGUUUACAAGUUAAUGUUUGUGUUGAGGUUUGUUUUGAAGGGAACAACUUAUGAUAAGUCAAUGGUAUUUGGUAUGCAGUUGUAUGAGCAUUGACACAUCUUAUUUCCAUGAUGAUUGUUUAGCCAUAUCCCUUCAGUCAUGGUUCAUUGGCUUUUGAAUAAUUGCAUAAUUUACAUGUUAAAGAAUUGCUAUUUUAAUUUCUACAUUUGCAUUAUCAAAAUAACAAAAAGGAGAGACAUAUCUCUGUGUUCACAGUUUAUGUUCAGUUUUUAUACGCCCGUUUACGGGACGUAUUAUGGUAUACCUCUGUCCGUCUGUACGGUACGUCCGUCGUCAACAUGUCGGACAUUAACUCAAAAACGCUUUAACCAAUUUGCAUAAAACUUUGGUGAAUUGUUUAUAUCUAUUGAUGUGAGCUCCCUUUCGUUUUUAAUAAAUUUUAGAUUUUACGUUUCCGAGUUAUGCGGUUUUAUUCAUUAAAAAAAGGGGGAUUUUCCAGUUUUGGGACAAUAACUCAAGAAUGCUUUCACCAACUUGCAAGAAAUUGUGGUGAAUUGUUUUUAUUUAUUGACAUGAUCUCCCUUUCGAUUUUUAUAUAUUUUAGAUUUUACGUUUCCGAGUUACAGGGUUUAAUUCAUAAAAAAAGGGGGAUUUUCCAGUUUUCUGACAAAAAAUCGAAAUGCUUUCAGCUGUUCUUAUGAAACUUUGGUGAAUUGUUUAUAUCUAUUGAUGUAAGCACCGUUCAGAAUUUUAUAAAUAUUACAUUUUACAUUUCUGAGUUAUGGGGUUUUAUUCAAUAAAAAAGGGGGGAUUUUCCAGUUUUCGGACAAUAACUCAAAAAUGCUGUCAGCAAUUCUCAUGAAACUUUGGUGAAUUGUUUAUAUCUAUUGAUGUAAGCUCCCUUUACAUUUUCAUAAAUUUCUAAUUUGACAUUGAGAAUUAAUUGAACUUUAAUUGUUUAUAGUCUGACAACAUAUUUACUAAGUAUUGUGCAACAGCACAGUGUAUUGCACAACAGUAAGAAAUCUUUAAUUGAAUAUAAAUUCAAUUCAUAUAACCAAUUUCAAGUUCUUUGACUUCAUUUAUUCAGAAACCUAUAAUAUGUCAAAUAUUUAAUACAAUCCAAAUUCAGACCUGUAUCAAGCUUGAAUAUUGUGUCCAUUUUUGCCCCAACUGUUCAGGGUUAGACCUCUGCAGGCUAAUCCAGCUGCGCUCAGCGAAGCAGUUUAUUAAUCAAUUGUUGAAAUUUCUACAUUCCUUUAUAACAGACUUACAUAUUUAUUAUUAAUUUGUUUGAUGUGGCUAUUAACUUUUGAUAAUUGUGAAUAGAGUAGAUUAACAUUGAUAUUAUUUUGUUUGGUCAUCUAAUUUAAGCCACCAAUGAUUGAUUAUUUGCUGCUGUUCUCUUUUAGAAUGAUUUGAAAUUAUAUGAUGCCAUUGUUAAACUAAUUAGACCAGUAUGAAUGAAUAGAUAUGGACACUUUUUGUCUAUUGUGGUCUGUGAACUUUUUAAAAAAUGUUCAUCUCAAACCUCAAAUGGAUCUGAAAUAUGUUUAGGGCAUUUCCUUAGAGGACCUGGCAACCCAUCACUACUGUUAUAACUUAAUGUUAAAUUUCUGUGAUUCAUUAUUGUACUUUAAUAUCAUGACUGCUAUUAUCCGUCUUUCCAUAGGUUAUUUAGAAAUAUUUCACAAUAUCUAUAAAUUUUCUUUUCUUAAAAAAAAAACAAAAAAGAAAGUUUCAUGAGUAAAUUUCCUUUUGAUUGUGGUAUUUUUCAAUUUGUCAUUAGUGAGUAAAGUGACUUUGAUAUUUAAUUAUUUAACCGUUCUGGAAAUUUUUUCAAAUUUAUUUUGAUGAAUCAAGUUUCUUUAACAAAUUUUUAUGCAUGACAUUUGUCAUUUGUAUGUGAAUUUUUAAAUUGGAGUCAAUAUUUUUCAUGCAACUAUUGUUGAAGGAUGUUCCUGAAUACUAUAAUGAUAAUGAGUCAAAUUGUGAUGGCAGUUGCAUACAUUAGUUUAUAAUACAUGUGUUUAGUGAGUGAAACAGGUUCCUUGAAGCCUCUAGUGGAUCAAUAAUUAGAAUCUUUUUACUUGCAAAUGUGAUGCUAUUGCAUCAUGUUUAAAUCCAUUAUUAUUAUUGUUAUACAUAUUUUAUGAGAUUAUUUAUACUGGAUGAUCUGUUAUUAAUACUGAGGUUUUGAAUUGUAAAUUAUAUAACUGUGGUUGAUUUGAACUAUAGAUUUAAUAUUAAAAUUGGGAAUGAUA